Molecule: messenger RNA, 1665 nt
Organism: Nematolebias whitei (Rio pearlfish)
Lineage: Eukaryota; Metazoa; Chordata; Actinopteri; Cyprinodontiformes; Rivulidae
Product: ectodysplasin-A
Exons: 8
Coding region: 128-1246 (372 amino acids)
Biological process (GO): animal organ development; immune response
Cellular component (GO): membrane
Molecular function (GO): death receptor agonist activity; death receptor binding; tumor necrosis factor receptor binding
Source: RefSeq, a predicted model, not a curated record
UCUGCUGCUGUCGCUGCUGCACCUAUGAGUCUCCACGUAGAUGAACAGCCUGGGCUCGCGCGCGACAGACGAGCUUGAUUAUGCUGAGAUAAGGACCGUAUGACCUGCUCACGCGCUCCGUCCAACAAUGGCACGCGACGGUGGUUCCCCCGCGGAGGACUUCCCGGACCAGCUGCUGGCCGAAGCGGCUCCCUGCGUGAUGUGCAACAAGAAGUGCCGGGCGGGUCGGAGCACCAGCCUCGUCUUCCUGGGACUGUUCCUGCUGUCGCUGUCCCUGCACGCGCUCACCCUCGUCUGCUACCUGGACCUGCGCUCCGAAGUCAAGAGGGAAAUUACCCACCAGAAGCGGGACUCUGUGGUGUCACGAGCCGGGCGGGAGCUGGCUGACCCGGCGGCGGUGCUGCUGCCGCCGCCCGGACACCCGCGCGUGGACUCCGGCAGAAGCCGCGGCGGAGAGGGUCAUGAGGAGAGGCUACAGUACAGGAAUGGUGACUUCCACGCCACCCAGGACACCAGGGGCAGAACUCAGCGGGCGAAGAGGAGCCCUGGCAAGGAGUCAGAAACAGAAUCCAAUGGCAAAGAGAAAAGGAAAGAGAAGAAAAAAGGAAAGAAGAGGCCUGUGCCAGGGCCUCCUGGUCCCCCGGGUCCUCCAGGCCCACAGGGGCCGCCGGGCAUCCCUGGAAUCCCCGGUAUUCCAGGAAGCAACGUUAUAGGACCUGCAGGACCCCCCGGACCUCCUGGGCCACAGGGACCACCGGGCGCUCAAGGUCCAGCAGGGGUUCCCGAUAAGACAAAGAAAUUCCAGCCGGCAGUGGUUCAUUUACAAGGACAAGAAACAACAAUCCAAGUCCGAGAAGAUCUGUCUCAAGGCGUCCUCAGGAACUGGAAGAUGGUGUCCAUCAACAAAGACGUGUUCAGAAUGAACCCUCGCACCGGGGAGCUGGUGGUGCUGCUGGACGGUGUCUACUUCAUCUAUAGUCAGGUGUACUACCUCAACUUCACGGACAUCGCCAGCUACGACGUGAUGGUGGACUCCAACCCGUUCCUGCGCUGCACGUGCAGCAUCGAGACGGGCCAGCGCAAGUUCAACACCUGCUACACGGCUGGGGUGAGCCUGCUCCGCUCAGGGCAGAAGAUCUCCAUACGCAUCGCGCACGAGUACACGCUCAUAAACAUGACCAACCACACCACCUUCCUGGGCAGCGUCAGGCUCGGAGAGGCUCCAUCUGCUGGACAGAACGGAUAACUGCACGGCCUUCUGAAUGGAUUCAACAGCUGCCACAUCAGUCCAGCUGGCUUUUUGUUCUACGUGGGACCACCGCGUUGAUUAGAAGUAUCUCGCCUCAGUUUAGAGGACGCUCUGGAUUUUUAAGUGGAAGGAGGUGACAUUUGUUCACUUUCACAUGUCUGUAUUAAAAAAAGGACAAAGACUGUUUUGCUUCCUUUUGCUAUGAUUCUCUGCAGACAGAAAGCCUCGGCAAAUCCACAUAUCCCCAUUAAACACAAGUUCCUAUUUAUAGCCCUUUUGUGUCAGCAUCUCUCUUUGUAACAAGAAAGGACGCUGCGCUGACAGUAGUAAUUACACUUCAAGUGCUGUUGAAUGAUAAUCUUGUAUCUCCCAAAAAAAAACAGGCUAUUUUAAAAUGAUUUAUAUUUUUGUGUUUU